Messenger RNA from Coregonus clupeaformis (lake whitefish), 2069 nucleotides. RefSeq names its product thyrotropin releasing hormone receptor 2 (gene trhr2). Gene Ontology annotation, molecular function: thyrotropin-releasing hormone receptor activity. The record is from RefSeq and is a predicted model, not a curated record. Gene Ontology annotation, cellular component: membrane. Gene Ontology annotation, biological process: phospholipase C-activating G protein-coupled receptor signaling pathway. Bases 296 to 1849 code for a protein of 517 amino acids. The transcript is spliced from 3 exons. Lineage: Eukaryota; Metazoa; Chordata; Actinopteri; Salmoniformes; Salmonidae.
CAAUGGAAUUCUCAUUUGUUUAAAAGGGCUAAAGGCAGAGGAAAAUUAGCUUCAACAUGUUGAUUUGAUUAAUUCAAUCAAACGAUAACCCUGCAAAAUAAUUCAAUAGGCUGAAAGACAGAUGGAACAUAGUACACCAUUAAAAGGGUUUCAUUAGCAACAAAUACAGAACACAUACAGGGACACUUAUUCCUACAUUCCCACGCUAACAUAUCACACACUCACACAUGCCAGUUCCUAUGUCCUUCACUCUCUCAGUCUUACUCACAUAGAAACAAACUCAUCACCUGCAAACAUGACAGAAAAUGUAACCUCAAGGAUGGACACCCCAACCAACAUUUCCUUGGUGGGCCCAGGGGACCCCAUAUCCCAGUCACUGGAGUACAAGACUGUGGCAGUUUUCCUGGUUCUGCUAGUUUGUGGACUUGGCAUUGUGGGUAAUAUCAUGGUGGUUCUGGUUGUCCUCACCACGCGACACAUGCGUACGCCCACUAACUGCUACCUGGUCAGCCUGGCCAUAGCGGACCUCACCGUGCUGGUGGCCGCUGGUCUACCCAAUGUGUCAGACAGCCUGACGGGCACCUGGGUGUUUGGGCACGCUGGCUGCCUUGGCAUCACCUACCUCCAGUACCUUGGCAUCAAUGUGUCCUCCUGCUCUAUCACAGCCUUUACUGUGGAGAGGUACAUUGCUAUCUGCCACCCAAUGAGGGCUCAGACAGUGUGCACGGUGUCCCGGGCCAAGCGGAUCAUAGCAGGGGUGUGGUUGUUCACCUGUGUCUACUGCAUGCUGUGGUUCUUCCUGGUGGACAUCCAGGUAAUGAAGAGCGGCAGCAUCCAGUGUGGCUACAAGGUGUCCCGUGACCUCUACCUCCCCAUCUACCUCAUUGACUUUGCCAUCUUCUACGUGAUCCCUCUGCUCCUGGCCAUCGUCCUGUACGGCCUCAUCGCCCGCAUCCUGUACCUCAACCCACUCCCCAACCGGCCCGACGUGGGCACGGUCUCCGCUGGUGCUACCACGCUCCGCAGGAGCUGCAAGGAACCAGCGAAUGGAGGGAAAGGGGGUCGUCAGGGCCGCCCGAAGAGCACGCUCUCCUCCAGGAAACAGGUCACUAAGAUGCUCUCAGUGGUGGUGAUCCUGUUUGCUUUACUGUGGAUGCCCUACCGGACCUUGGUCCUUAUUAACUCCUUCAUUGCCACACCCUACCUGGACGCCUGGUUUGUACUGUUCUGUCGGAUCUGUAUGUAUGCCAACAGUGCCAUCAACCCUGUAGUGUACAACCUGAUGUCUCAGAAGUUCCGUUCAGCGUUCCGGGGGCUCUACAGGUGCCAGAGGCAGGAGGCUCACCACCGCACCCUAUCCAUGAUCCAGAGCGGCUACAGCAUGGCCAGGGACCCACGCACCCCACAGCAGACCAGCAACGAGACCAAACAGGGGGCCAGGAGAGUGACCUGCACUGACACAGUGACGGAGUGGCAGAGCAAAGACACCUCCCCAGCCAAAGAGAGGAAGGAUCACCUGAAGGAAGAGAGGAAAGACACAAGCUGUGGUGAGAUCAAAUCAACACCUCAGCAAACUGAGAUCAACUCCACAUCUGGGCAAACUGAGAUCAUGUCCACACCUAGGCAAAAUGAGAUCAAAUCCACAGCUGGGCCGAACGAGAUCAAAUCCACACCUGGGCAAAAUGAGAUCAAGUCCACACCUGGGCAAAAUGAGAUAAAGUCCACACCUGGGCAGAACGAGAUCAAGUCCACACCUGGGCAGAACGAGAUCAAGUCCACACCUGGGCAAAAUGAGAUCAAGUCCACACCUGGGCCGACUGAGGCAGGAAUGAAUCACACAGUGCUGUAGAUAAAACAAGCCUGUUUUAACAUGAGGAAGUGAGUAUUAGUCAUUCACCGAUCCAAACUAAUUUUGGUAACAUAUCAAGAAUGGAAAAGUCAUCCAUCUCAUUACCCUUGAAUAAGCACUAUCACCUAUUGCAGAAUGAAAAGAUUCUCGCCAAUAACACUAUAUCAUUUAGGAUUCCGGGUUUUUGGCUGUUGCAUGGUCAAAAAAAGCAUCAUCAACA